UUGUGGCUCGAGAUCUCCACAGUUUGACCAACUACCGAUCCAGCUCACCCAGCUGACUCUGAAGCCCUCGCAGCGCCUGAUUUGAUUGAGAAUCAGGAGACUCGAUGCUUCCAUCCUCUUGUUGAAGACUACCUCAGCUUGUGCCUUGACCGAAACAAGCUGCAGCUGGCCCACACAUAGCCCACGGACCAACCAUGGUCAACACACGCUCCAGGGGGAAGCUGCAUCAAGCAAAGCUUGAAGAUGUCGUCCAGGACAAGGCUGCCAGUAAAAAGCGCGCGAGGAGACAAGAGGCGACGCCCGCAAAGAGAGUGAAACAAGAGGCUGAAAACGACAAAAAUCCCAAGACCAGCGCUGCAAGGUCAAAACAUGUCGAUGUGAAGCAGCUCAAAAAGCACGACGAAACAGACGUUCGUCCCGAGCCCGUCAAAAUCAAUCGUGCGCCAGUCUUGCAUCUCUUUGCUGCUUGUGUUGCUCAGAGACAGCACCCUGAUCUUUCGUGGGAGACAUGCCUGUCCCUUGGCUCAGCUGUAUCCUGUGUCUGCGCGCUUGCAAAGGGACGCGCUAUUGGGAAGAUUGCACCACGCGACAAGGACAAGCCCAGAGCAUCGCAUGAUGAAAAUGAGAUGAUCUCUGUCAUGCAGUUCGAUUUUGCUAUGAAGGACGGCAAGGCUCUUGUUGGGAAAUCUGCCAAACCACCUGGAGAAGGCUACCUCAAGGGUAAAUUCAAGGAUCGCUAUGCUGAAACCAAGGAUCUCAUGCAGGAGUCGCUCGAGUCUUGGUCAGGCGAUGAGGAGACUCUUGCAAUGAAGGCCUUUCACAUGUACGAGCGCUUCAGGCCAGAUACCGGAUGGGGUCAGAGUGGACAGAUGAAUCUUGAACUUGUCAAGGAAACCAUCAGCAAGCAAUGAGUGAUCGAAAUUUAUAAGUAGGCUGUCUGCUCUAUCUAAUAAAUCUUUUGGUGUCUGAACUUCAUCACUUGUUCGUUCGCUCGUAUCAACAGAAGCAGGCGACAUUCACUGAGUUCUUGCAGCAGAAUCAGCCGCAGUCUGUCACCCUAGGAGUUGUGCUCGAGCAACGGCUCCUUCCAUUGGAGCCAUCUUCACAUGACCAGACUUGGUCUAUGGCUGUC
Protomyces lactucae-debilis is the source of this 1132-nucleotide messenger RNA. RefSeq lists its product as uncharacterized. The transcript has a single exon. The record is from RefSeq and is a predicted model, not a curated record. Bases 195 to 911 code for a protein of 238 amino acids. NCBI's taxonomy places the organism in Eukaryota, Fungi, Ascomycota, Taphrinomycetes, Taphrinales, Protomycetaceae.